AAAUAAUUGAGUUUUUAAUAUAUAGGUAUCGAAUUCUAUCACUUUCUACACAUGAAUAAUGUAUUUCAAUAAAAAUUGUUUAUAUAUUUUUCUAAAUUUAACUGCUGUAUUUGUUAUAUCAUUAACAAAAGCUCACGAGCAAUGUAUCAUUCACGAAUUCUCUCAAAUUGCAGAAGUAAUUGAACGAUGUAAAAAUAUAACAGUUUCAAAUCUUGAGGUUCCAGCAAGUGUUACUUUGGACUUUGAUCUUCAGACAGGAUCAACUCUUACGUUUGAAGGAGUAACAUUGUUCAAAAAUGCGACAUGGGUGGGACCGUUAAUACGAUUUAGGGGUAGCCAAAUUCUUGUACAAGGAGCAAAAGGAUCUCUCCUGGAUGGCCAAGGUACGCUAUAUUGGGAUGGUAUGGGAGGAAAUGGUGGAGUAACGAAACCUUAUUUUUUUCAAAUUGAGACCACAGGAGGAUCUGUAUUUAAAGAUAUUAACCUACUUAAUUGUCCCCAUCAUUGCGUUAUUAUUUCCAGUACUGAUCUAACUAUUACAGGAUGGAACGUAGAUGUUUCGGCCGGCGAUAAGAACAACUUAGGGCAUAACACAGAUGGCUUUGAUGUUAUUUACGGAGAAAACAUCGUCAUAGAAAACUCAAUAGUGCAAAAUCAAGACGAUUGCGUUGCUAUAAAUCGAGGUAAAAACAUGUUCAUUUCAAACCUUCGAUGUUCUGGCGGGCACGGUAUUAGUUUAUCAGUAGGAUUUAGCCAUCGAUCGUACAAGCAUAACACUGUGCAUAAUGUAACCUUUACUGACUGUGUGGUAGCUCGAUCUGAAAAUGGUAUUCACGUGAAGACGCAUAAUGAUGGAUAUCUGGGGGAAAUUAAAAACGUGACCUACAAGAAUAUUGAAUUUGUAGAUAUACUAAAUUAUGGAGUCAACGUUCAACAAGAUUAUGCCAACGGUACUAGUACAGGUAAUCCCAAAAGUAACAUUCCCAUAACAAAUUUGUCGUUAAUAAACGUAUUCGGCAACGUUAAAGGAACUCAUGCUACAGGUGUGUACAUUCUUUGUGGAUCCGUAGGAUGUAUAGAUUGGAAUUGGUCGGAGAUUUCAAUAACUGGAGCAAAGAGAGAUGAUUCUUGUAAUUAUGUACCUUCUGGUUAUCAAUGUUAAUAAAUUUUAAGGUGUGAUCAACAAUAAAAUUUCUG
Messenger RNA from Diabrotica balteata, 1197 nucleotides. The record is from the annotation of a GenBank genome assembly. Lineage: Eukaryota; Metazoa; Arthropoda; Insecta; Coleoptera; Chrysomelidae.